Molecule: messenger RNA, 1092 nt
Organism: Penicillium cataractarum
Lineage: Eukaryota; Fungi; Ascomycota; Eurotiomycetes; Eurotiales; Aspergillaceae
Product: zinc-binding alcohol dehydrogenase family protein
Exons: 2
Coding region: 1-1092 (363 amino acids)
Molecular function (GO): oxidoreductase activity, acting on NAD(P)H
Source: RefSeq, a predicted model, not a curated record
AUGUUAUCUGUAUCAGAGAUUCCUGCAACACAAACGGCCAUUAUACAACAUGAUGGAAGCGAGCUCAGGAUUACAUCGGGCUUACCCAUUCCUGAGCUGGAGGCUAACGAUAUACUUGUGCGGACCGCGUCCGUGGCACUGAAUCCUUGUGAUUUUAAGAUGCCCCUACGUUUUCCCACUCCUGGACUCUGGGAUGGAUGUGACUUCUCAGGUACCGUCAUCGCCCUAGGUAGUAAAGCGGCCGAGAAUGCUCGAUUCCGUCUUGGCGACAGAGUCUUCGGAGCUGUUCAAGGGUCAAACCAAUCCGACCCGACCUCUGGAUCCUAUUGCGAAUACCUGAAGAUUGAUCAGGAUUUUGCGUUUCAUAUUCCGAAAGCGGUGGAUUUCAAGGACGGACCCGCAAUCUCCGGUACUGGCAUCGCAACACUUGGGGUUGCCUUAUUCUGGUCGCUUCAAAUUCCUGGAAGCUUAGCAGACCCCUCGAAAAUCCCCGUGGAUGUCCUCGUCUAUGGAGGAAGUAGUACUAUUGGACUCCUGGCUAUUCAGAUGGUAAAACUAUGCGGCCAUCGUGUUAUCACAACAUGCUCCCCAAAGAACUUCGAUCUGGUCAGGUCCUACGGUGCUGAUCUGGUUUUCGAUUACAAGUCGGACACUUGUGCACGAGACAUUCGGGCUGCCACAAAAAACACGCUUCGCUACGCUCUUGAUCCGUUCGCGGAGGCAAGUACCGUCCGAUUAUGCCAAGACGCUAUUGGCCGAACAGGGGGAAGAUACUGUGCGUUGGAGCAAUAUCAAGAGCAUCUUUGUACUCGAAAGACGGUCAAGAACGAUCUAGUCAUGGGAGGUGCUAUCUCUGGCAAUGGUGUGCAACUACCAGAACCAUAUGGAAUCCCCCGCGCCCCUGAAAUUGGGGACUGGGCUCGAUCGUGGUAUAAAACGAUUCAAAACUUGGCAGAUGCUGGCAAGUUGAGACCAAGCCCAGUCAGACUGCUUCCUGGGCGUUUUGAGGGCAUUAUCGACGGGUUGAAUCUGCUGAAAGAGGGUGCAGUCUCCGGUCAGAAGCUAGUCGUUUUACUAGAGGAGGCGGCAUAA